Molecule: messenger RNA, 1008 nt
Organism: Pipra filicauda (Wire-tailed manakin)
Lineage: Eukaryota; Metazoa; Chordata; Aves; Passeriformes; Pipridae
Product: vegetative cell wall protein gp1-like
Exons: 2
Coding region: 1-1008 (335 amino acids)
Source: RefSeq, a predicted model, not a curated record
AUGGAGCUCCAGAGUGUGGUCAGAGCCAUCUCACAGGUAAAGAAGGAAAGGGUUACCUUCUACUCAACAGCAGCAUCCCACCGGGCGCGCCAACAAAGCCGCGGCCCAGCCAGCGCGGCCCCGCCGCACCUGCCGAGCACCCGCGGAGGAGUCGCGGGGCCCACACCUGCUGGGCACAGGCCAAACGCCCCGGAGGCUCCCCCGGGCGGCCGCUGCCCGGCUUUCCCCGCCCCGCCACCGCCUACUGCUGCAGCUGCCCCCGCUCCGUCCUUCCCUCCCUUUGCUCUCCACUCUUUCCUUCCCUCCCCUCCCGCCGGCCCCGGGAACAAAAGAGGCCACUGCGGCAGAGCCCCGCCGGCAGGCGCGGCAGCCCAGCCCGGCCCGCACUCCGGCGGCCCGCCCGACCCGGCAGGCCCGGCCCGUCUCGACGCUGACGCCGACCCGGCCGGACCGGGCGCGAUCUCACCUGGGCCCGGCGCUGGCGCGCUCAGGGCGGCGGCAUGGCGCUCCCCGCCCGGGACACGGCGGGAGGCCGCCGACUGCUCGCCAAGUCCCGCCGCUCCCCGCCCCGGCUGCCGCCCUUACGCAAUUGGCAGCGACCGGAACCCCCGCGGGGAGUCCCAGCUCCCGGCCCCGAGCAGCGGCGGCUGCGCCCCGCAGCCCCGCCCCCCGCGCUCCCACCGCCCCCGCGCCGGGGGCGGAGCGGGGCCGCCCUCACCGCCCUCACCGCCCACCCCCCCCUCGCACCGCCGGGGCCGCCCGGCGGUGGCUCCGCUCCGCGCUCCGCCGAGCACAGUGACUCCCGCCCCGGCUGGAGGGGUCUCCGGCGGGACUGCAUCCCCCCGGCCCGGCCGAGGAACUUCCCGGCGGGACUGCAUCCCCCCGGCCCGCCCGCCCGCCCGCCUCCUGCAGCACCCGGGGCUAGGGGGGCAAAGAAGAGGCGGAGGGGUACUUUGCACCCCUACCCUGACCUACGGGUCUCCUCCGGGCUGGGUGGAGAGAAGCUGA